AUGGAUGAUAUAUUCGAACUAAUUGAUUUUGCUCAGUUUGCUGAUGAAGAUAAUGCACCUAAAAGGUACAUCAGGGAUCAAGAAAACCCUAUUGUAAAUGGUGACUUAAGAGGAAUUACCCAAGGAACUGUAUCAAGAAUAAUUAAAAAUAUAUGUAAAAUGUUGGCAAGUAAUGUAAAAAAUCAUGUACAUUUCCAUAGAACUGCAGAUGAAUGGAAUAUUAUAAAAGAAAAAUUUUACCAAAUGUACAAGAUGCCGGAAAUUGGUGGAUGCAUAGAUUGUACGCACAUAAAAAUACAAAAUCCUGGAGGUCCUGAUUCAGAAGUGUUCAGAAACAGAAAAGGAUAUUUUUCUUUAAAUGCUGUUUGUGGACCAUCGAUGGAAUUUUUAGAUAUAGUUGUAAGAUGGCCAGGAAGCUAUCAUGAUAGCUUUAUAUUUAGUGGAAGCCAUGCAAACAAAUACUUUUCUGAAAGUAUUGACCAUGUGUUAUUGCUUGGAGAUGGAGGUUAUGCAUGUAAACCUUAUUUGUUUACACCUUUAAGAAUCCCUGUAACACCAUCAGAGCGAAAGUAUAAUAAAUGUCAGAUUAGAACAAGAAAUAUAAUAGAACGGACAUUUGGAAUAUGGAAAAGAAAAUUUCCUUGUUUGAGAUGUCUUGCUAAUGCACCUGGUACAACUGUAAAUAUUAUUCUUUCUUGUGCAUUACUUCACAACAUCUCUCGAAAAUAUAAUCAAUAUACUACAGACAGUGAUGAAGAAGAGGAAGACUUAGAAGAGGAAGAUGGAGAAGUUGCUGGAGAAAUUGACCACAGUAUACUAGGACCUGCAGCAAGACAAGCUUAUAUCAUAAGGCAUUUCAGUUAA
Molecule: messenger RNA, 864 nt
Organism: Metopolophium dirhodum (rose-grain aphid)
Lineage: Eukaryota; Metazoa; Arthropoda; Insecta; Hemiptera; Aphididae
Product: putative nuclease HARBI1
Exons: 4
Coding region: 1-864 (287 amino acids)
Source: RefSeq, a predicted model, not a curated record